GAGAAAGAAGCAUCAAGUGUUUCAUUUGAAAUGAACGCCGAUUUUAAGAAAGCCAUUUAUAAAGUUUCAAUAACCCUGAGCACAUUAAUAUACAAUAUCGCAAGACUCUCGACUAUCAGAGAAAUGCAUCAAUAGAACACAUAUUUUUUUAUAAACUCUUGUCCCACCUGAUCGAAACACAUCAAAUAAAUCAACAAAUAUAUGAUAUUGAUGAACAGCAGAAACUGAGUAAAAAGAAAGAUUACGACAAUAAAAUGUAUGCCAGAAUUUUUGAGCUACUCUUUUCAGAUAGAAAUGAUAUACAAAUAAAGAGGUAAGUUUAGAUUUUCAUGUUAAACACACAGAAGAAUAACAUUCCUGACUUUUAUAGCGGAGAUACAAAAAUGAAUAAGUUCAAAAUUGACUAUCGAGUCAGCUUUUAUUACAAAAAUUCGUUCAUAGAUGUAUCAAAUAUCGAAGUGGGUAGAGCUGCUACCACUAUCAAAGUGAAGAACGAUCAUUUUAAACUGAUCCUGGAAGCCAAAAUAAUCUUCAAAAACAUCAUCACCAAGUUCAAUUUCAUUAAUCCAACAGAUAUCAAAAUCCAAUCUAUUCAGUUAUGUGGGUUAAAAGGCGACUGUUUGAGAUCAACAAUGAUGAAACCCAAGAAUAUUGUUGUCUACAGGGUUAAUGAUAGAUUGCGAAUUCCAUUGAACCGGAAUGAUAGCCAAAAAACCGAAGAGUUAUUCAGUUCCUUGUUAUAUUAUAAAGGUCAAAUUGAAACGACUGUAGACACAAUCAAAAAAUAUAUCAAUGAAAACAACGAUCGACGAUUAUCAUUUGAAAGAGCUCUUGGUGGGAAAAAAAGAGAAAUUAUAACUUAUGAAGAAUGGGUUGAUUGGAGUAAUGAAAAUUUAAUGAGUGAAAAUUAAAAAAUAGCAUUAAAAUAACAGUUUUUUGUAGUUAUUGCUAUGUUUUCAAGAUGCUGUAUGAGUAGUUCUCUUGAGCAUUAACAUUUCAAUUGGAAUACGCUCUGUUAACUAUUUUCUGUGGUUAUUGCAAAUCAAAACUAAUCAAUUCAAUAUUGAAGAACUUCAAACCUCUCUCUGCCUUCCUUCGCGAAUGGCUGGGGUAGGCAAUAGUGUAGCUAUUAUGCGCGCUUUUUAAGUGUAAACAGAGAUAUAAUUUUAUGAAAACACGCUGAUAAUUCUUUUCCGGCGCGGCGAAAUACGUGGGUGUCUCGUCGUAGCCAAGUAUGACGUCUUUUCCUGGAAAACACGCAAAAAUAAACGAAAAGUAAUAUGUGUCCCAUAUCUCUAGUAAAGAUGCGUUUCUGUAUCAUUGCGAAUU
Molecule: messenger RNA, 1329 nt
Organism: Mycotypha africana
Lineage: Eukaryota; Fungi; Mucoromycota; Mucoromycetes; Mucorales; Mycotyphaceae
Exons: 3
Coding region: 330-911 (193 amino acids)
Source: RefSeq, a predicted model, not a curated record